Pyricularia pennisetigena is the source of this 459-nucleotide messenger RNA. RefSeq lists its product as uncharacterized. The coding region runs from base 1 to 459 and encodes 152 amino acids. The record is from RefSeq and is a predicted model, not a curated record. NCBI's taxonomy places the organism in Eukaryota, Fungi, Ascomycota, Sordariomycetes, Magnaporthales, Pyriculariaceae. The transcript has 3 exons.
AUGCCCUCCAAGUUGACCUCAACAUUGGUUACCGAAUCAGCGGUAAUCAAUGCCCCAAUAUCAGAAAUCUGGCCCCUGAUUCAACUGAAAAACUUCCAGAACUUCUUCAUCGGCAUCAGCAAGACCGAGAUUCUGCCCUCCGAUGAUAUUCAGCCAGAAAUAAUCAGAUGGACAUUCGACGACGGCACAGUACUAGACGUCAAGGAGGAGGAGUACUCGAACCUGAAAAACUGCAUGUCUUUCCACAUCGUCCAGUGCCGACCAUGGGGACUCCCCUACACCAACGUCCUCAGUACUAUUCGCUUGUACCCUAUCACCAGCAGGGCCGCCGAGGGAGGGACGUUCGUGCAGUGGAGCGGUCAGUACACGGCCGACGCCGACGAGGAGGCAGUAAAUGAUGGGCGUGUUAAACGUCGUGAAGCCCUGGGAUUUCUUGCUGACGCUGUGGAAAAGCAUUAA